CGAACAGACCCUAACUAGGCCAUACUCUAACUCUAGAUCUCGUUAUCAAUCCACUGCCCGAAGUCGCUAGUUCCGUAAUAACAUCCGAGAAAUUUUGGUGCUCUGUUUUUGCCAUGGGAAGCAGCACGAGCUACUUCCUGGCCUUCCUUCUGGGUGCAGCGAUCCCCAGUGCCUGCGUUGUGGUGUUACUUCCAUCCCUGUGCUCGCGUGCCGGCGUCGGCGUCAUUCCGGCACAGCAACUGGCCCGCAACGCGACGCAGGCGACGGAUCGCGGCGUCAAUGAGCUUGUCACGCUGCAGCCAGCGACUCCACCGGAGGAUGACGACCUUCCUGGGUUGCUGAGGAGGGCAGCCAUGGAGGAGGGCAGCACCGUCAUAAUGACAUUCACGAACGAGGCGUGGACGGCCCCCGGCUCGCUGCUGGACCUCUUCCUGGAGAGCUUCCGCAUCGGUGUGAACACGCAGCCCCUGCUGAAGCAUCUCAUCAUCGUCGCCGUCGACACCAAGGCCUUCGAGCUUUGCCGGCACGUGCACCCGCUCUGCUACUCGCUCGACGUCGGCGGCGGCGGCGGCGGCAUGAACCUCACCACGGAGCAGGCGUUCAUGUCCAAGGACUACCUGGAGAUGAUGUGGUCCAGGAACAAGUUCCAGACCCGCGUCCUUGAGCUGGGCUUCGGCUUCAUCUUCACGGACGUGGAUAUCGUGUGGUUCCGGAACCCGCUGCUGCGGAUCCCGGUGGGCGCCGACAUCGCCAUCUCCAGCGACCAGUUCUACGGCGAGGACCCGUACGACAUGAACAAGAAUGCCAAUGGCGGGUUGGUCUACGCCAGGCCGAUCGCGAGGACGAUGGCCUUCUUCAAGGGCUGGUACGAGGCGAGGACGGCGUACGCGGGCAUGAACGAGCAGGCCGUGUUCGACAAGGUCAAGUACGACCUGUCGCUGCGGCACGGCGUGUCGGUGCAUUUCGUCGACACGGCCUACUUCGGCGGCUUCUGCCAUCCCAAGAAGGACUUCCGGCAGCUCUGCACGUUCCACGGCAACUGCCUCCCGGGGCUCAGGAUCAAGCUGGAUAGACUCCGGGGCGUCCUGGACGAAUGGAAGCAGUUCAAGAUUACUGGGAAGCAGGGUGAUCAGAAUAACAGUACUAGAAAAUGAUCGCCAAUGAUGUACUACUAUUAACAUUUUACUCCAUACGAGAAUAGCAGUACAACCUCAAAAUGAUCAUCA
This is a messenger RNA of Brachypodium distachyon (stiff brome), 1226 nucleotides long. RefSeq lists its product as uncharacterized. The transcript is spliced from 3 exons. Lineage: Eukaryota; Viridiplantae; Streptophyta; Magnoliopsida; Poales; Poaceae. Bases 114 to 1154 code for a protein of 346 amino acids. The record is from RefSeq and is a predicted model, not a curated record.